GCUCAAGCUGUCACGCGCGAGCUGAGGGCUGAGAGCCACUUGUACUGCCCCGCCUCUCGCACAUGAAGCCCUGCUGCUGCAGGCAGCUGGCCUGAUCGCGGAAUACAGCAAGCAAUAUUGCCAAGUGGGCCAGCGUAGAAUUUAGGGGUGCAAGCAGAUGCCCCGCUGGCUCCUCCCGGCGACCUUUGGUGUGAAGCUCGGUGGACCAGCCCCCGCGAAGGACCUGGAGCUAGAGAAGCAGGCAGAGAAUGCACAGGAGACAUUGGUAAUUCUAGCUCCAGUCGGUGUUCCCCAGAAGUCGGAGACGACAGCACCGCUGAAAGUGCAAGAGGAGCAACCGCUGCACGCUGGACAAGAAGCAUCCGGGGCAAAAGCAACCGCGGAGGAGGGGGAGAUCAAGGGCCAGGACCGCCUGACACGGACCGCCUGGCUGACAGAGGGUUGGCAAGCCCUCGCGGGCAUGCAUGGGAUUGACAAUUUCAUGCGGCAUUUGCCACGGGAUGAUAUCAAGAUCAUCAGGCGGGCUGCAGUGGAGCUAGCUCCGCGCUUGCAUGCGGGACCUUGAAAUGAUUUCUCUGUGUUUAAUUCGGACCUCGAAGAGUUGGGCCAUGGGCCCGAUUACGUUUCUUCGCAAGUAUCCUCGAGUGAAGUGGGCGAUGUCUGCUCGCGCCCAACACACUUUCCCGACGCAGCGCACACUUUGUCGACAUUAGAUGGCGGGAGUCUCGCCAUGCCGUCGCAGGACUUGGCGUUGCAGGCUCAUGGUGACUUGUGGGGGGAACUGGGCUUCCAGGAAUGGCAGUCUGACGCAAUGAAUGCCACCAGCAGGAAGACACUACGUGAUGGCCAAGUUGGGCAGGGCCCAAAUGUAUGCACAGCUCCUAAAUCCAAUUGGCGCGCUCGUACCCAGUAGCGCCAUCGCCAGCAAGCCACUGAAGCCGUUGUCUCCAUUGCUUCCGCUGCUUUUGCUACUACUUCACCAUCUACUUCGACAGCGCGCGCGCUCGCAUCGCAUCUUCAGGCAGAGCAGCCUGGUGCGCCGUGGGUCCCACUUCGGGACGGUGAUCUUCACUUGUACAGCCCAGAGGUCACUUGGCACUGGAACGGAAACUCGUUGUUGCACCCUUGAGUCUUGAACAUACGAGCGUCUGGGGUUUCCUCGGCUGGCUGGCAGCUCACCGGCAAUUUGAGCUACUUGCUCAGUGCAUGCCAGGGCACCCGCAUGUGACUGAUGGCCGGAGCUUGCUUGAAGCCGUCGCUGGACUCCGGGGCCAUGCUGCGCAGACCGGUGGGGCCGAUCUUACAGGCCACCCCGCAGUCGUGGGCGCUCGGGUCGAAUGUGACUGUUCUCGCUGUUCGGCAUUGGUCUUGCCUCGGUGCGUGUAGGAGUUCGGUUGCCUUUUCUCCUGCAGCACAAUCCGUUUUUCUGAGAGUAUUUUUGCUCUGCUCGGGCUGGGUAGUGAUCACUUCGGUCGAGCGCUUGACAGUGGUAGCUAGAUUCAGUUUCCUCCAUCUUCGACAUCGGCACCGCCAUCGCCCGGG
Messenger RNA from Prorocentrum cordatum, 1542 nucleotides. NCBI's taxonomy places the organism in Eukaryota, Dinophyceae, Prorocentrales, Prorocentraceae. The record is from the annotation of a GenBank genome assembly.